Messenger RNA from Pseudocercospora fijiensis CIRAD86, 1275 nucleotides. RefSeq lists its product as uncharacterized. Gene Ontology annotation, biological process: negative regulation of protein kinase activity; eisosome assembly; endocytosis. Gene Ontology annotation, molecular function: lipid binding. The record is from RefSeq and is a predicted model, not a curated record. The transcript is spliced from 2 exons. Gene Ontology annotation, cellular component: eisosome filament; plasma membrane. Lineage: Eukaryota; Fungi; Ascomycota; Dothideomycetes; Mycosphaerellales; Mycosphaerellaceae. The coding region runs from base 101 to 1105 and encodes 334 amino acids.
CUCCUCGCCAUUGUUGCGAGCCCCUGCACAAGUCUCUCGGAGCUAUCAACACUGAACCAAUAUCCAUUGACCACACACAUCACUACGCCGCUCGCCCAACAUGCAUCGCACUUAUUCCAUGCGCCAGUCUCGCGCGCCCACCGCGUCGCAGAUUCAGAACCCGCCACCACCGUCGUCGUCGACGAAGGGCGGUCGUCUCUUUGGAAAGGCCAAUAUCGGCCACACAUUCCGCAAGUCGGUUCAUCCAGGGGCCUUCGGUCCAGAUCUCGCAAAGAAGCUUUCGCAGCUCGUGAAGAUGGAGAAAAACGUCAUGCGAUCCAUGGAGCUUGUCGGCAGGGAGCGCAUGGAGGUUGCACAACAACUCUCCAUCUGGGGUGAAGGCUGUGACGAUGAUGUCUCAGAUGUCACCGACAAGCUUGGAGUUCUCAUCUACGAGAUUGGUGAACUCGAAGACCAAUUCGUCGACCGAUACGAUCAGUACCGUGUUACCAUGAAAAGCAUUCGAAACAUCGAGGCUUCCGUCCAGCCAAGCAGAGACCGCAAGCAGAAGAUCACCGACCAGAUCGCACAGCUCAAGUACAAGGAGCCAAACAGCCCGAAGAUCGUCGUUCUUGAGCAAGAACUCGUCCGCGCUGAGGCAGAGUCUCUCGUUGCUGAGGCCCAGCUAUCCAACAUCACCCGCGAGAAGCUGAAGGCUGCUUUCACUUACCAGUUUGACGCGCUUCGUGAGCACAGCGAGAAGUUGGCCAUCAUCGCCGGCUACGGCAAGCACUUGCUCGAGUUGGUUGAUGACACUCCAGUCACUCCUGGCGAGACUCGCAACGCAUACGACGGCUACGAGGCUUCCAAGGCCAUCAUCCAAGACUGCGAAGAUGCCCUCACCAACUGGGUCGAGCAGAACGCUGCUGUCAAGCCCAGCUUGUCCACCCGGGCACGCACCCUGUCUCAGCGCCGCCGCAACAAGGCACAAGGUGUCGACCUUGCCGACCAAGAUCAAGACCGUGAGUCUGGUUUGUGGGUCUCGGCUGACCAGCAUGCUGGACAAGAGUACGAGGAGGAUGAGUCCGUCCGCGGGCGGGAUGAAGAGCGCGCGGUCGCUGCAUAAACAGCGAGGAAUUUGGUUCUGAGGAAAAGGUUUGAAGCUUUAUACCCGAGGGAGCGAAGCGCGGUCAUAACUGUACGAGCAAAUUCACAGCACAGACGACCUAAUGAGUGUAUUGAUUGGUUUGGUAGUUUGGGUACAUGAAUAAUGUUUUACUAUUUGGUCAGCGUUUG